GCCCAUGUUGUAUGCUCUGUGAUUUAUAUUCUCAUAAUUUGUCUGUAUUUACAGAUUAUCCCUGGAGUAACAUGUGCAACAGACAUUAUUUCUCUACCUGUGUUAGAGUCCCAAAACUCCAAAGGCUUCUGGGAGAAACUCAACUCAAACUUGGAGAGUGUGAAGUAUGCAGAGCCCCACUUGCACUACCAGAACAAUGUGCUCCGGAGGGAGUGGCAUAACCUUUCAGAACAGAGAGAGGACAGAGGAACCACAGCGUAUUUGAGGAAUAUUUUUGAAAAUGCCAAAAAGGUGCUUUCUCAUCUGGACACGUGGGACUCCGAGGAAAGGCUAGUACCUCUCUUUCAAGAGGAGGAUUAUCAGCAGCAAUUACUAAUGGGACUGAUGGUUGCUCAGCUAAAGGAUCACCUUAUGAGACAUCUCCAGUAUGUAGGAAAAAAGAAGAUUGACCAAAUAGUUUUGAAUUACGUUGCAAACCUGCUGAAUCUGGUACAUCAAAUAAUGAAAGAAGUUUGGAGGAGAUACCAGCUUCAUUCCUGCAUCUUCUGCUUCGAUGAGAGAGGAAGUGCAAGAGAGUUUGCGGUGUUCCACAUCAUGAGUCGGAUUUUGGAAGCUGCAAAUGGCAUGUGCAUGCCUUUACCUCCUGGUUUUCACACUCUGCACUUGGGGCUUGGUGUUCGAUGUCUCCCUCUGCACACCCUCCUGCACUACAUUGAUAGUGGAGUCUUGCACUUGACAGAAACAUGUGUUGGGAAACUGCUGAAAGAUCUGGGUGACACUGAGGAGAAUGAAAAGCUGAAGCUGAGUAUUGUCAUGAGGCUUCCUGAGGCUCUUGGUCAAAAGGUCCGCCAGUUUUGGAAUCACCCCAUAAAUGCUAACUUCAUUGCACGGAACUAUGUGAAGCUUUUGUUUGAGAAGCUGGGGAACGGGCAGUGCAGCAGGCCUGUCCCUGAGAGACUCUCCGUCCCUCUGGAGUUUUUGCCACUCAACUACCUGACUAAUAUGCUGGCAGAGAUAGAGAAUCAAGAUGUUCGUCCAUACGAACGACAAGACCAUGUUAAUAUAAGAUUUGUGGAGGAAACAGCACUCAGACACACGGUGACGCUUUUGGGCCUCAAAUAUUCCUGA
Eurypyga helias (sunbittern) is the source of this 1128-nucleotide messenger RNA. RefSeq names its product gamma-secretase activating protein (gene GSAP). Gene Ontology annotation, biological process: positive regulation of amyloid-beta formation. The record is from RefSeq and is a predicted model, not a curated record. NCBI's taxonomy places the organism in Eukaryota, Metazoa, Chordata, Aves, Eurypygiformes, Eurypygidae. Gene Ontology annotation, cellular component: trans-Golgi network. The annotation marks the transcript as partial. The transcript is spliced from 13 exons.